This is a messenger RNA of Dermacentor silvarum, 374 nucleotides long. RefSeq names its product TNF receptor-associated factor 6-like. The coding region runs from base 87 to 374 and encodes 95 amino acids. The record is from RefSeq and is a predicted model, not a curated record. The transcript has 4 exons. NCBI's taxonomy places the organism in Eukaryota, Metazoa, Arthropoda, Arachnida, Ixodida, Ixodidae.
GAAGUUGCCAAGCGGGAGGUUGCCACACCUGAGCUCGCAGCGUUGUUGAACUUUGAAGCUCGGCCAGCUGUUCGACACGAGUGAGCAUGGACCGCUGUCCGAAUGAAGGCUGCCGGAAGGAACUGUCGGAAACAGAAGUCAAGCCGCACCUGGAAAGAUGCGCCUAUCGAAAAACUCGCUGCAAUCUGUGCGACGCAGAUGUCGUUUUGAGCAGUUUCGUCGAGCACUGUACCACCGCUUGUCCCAAAAGAAGCGUCGUAUGCAAGGUCUGCACAGCGGUGAUCUUCGCAGGGGAAAUGCAGGAACAUUCCAAGACUUGCCCCGAUGCGGGCGAUAAAGCAGCAAACACCAGAGACACAGAGAUGCUACAGUAG